AUGUCCGCCCCCGCCCCCGCCCCCAGCGCCAGCCCCGCCCCCAGCCACCACCUCAAACCCGUCGGCAUCAGAAACGAGCAAAAUACCUGCUACCUCAACAGCACAUUCCAGGCUCUGAGCGCUACUGCCCCUCUGACGGCGCUUCUAUCACAGUCACCACUCUCCCCACUGCGGCCUCUUCCUGAUUCCAUCCUCCCCUCACCCGAAGCGACCCCCGCCGAGAUCCCGUCUCUCCACCCGGAAACCCUCGAGCCACCCUUGUAUAAGACACUGCCCCUCACCCGCGCAUUCACAUCCUCCCUCCACGAAGGCUACCGCCGCAAAGACGAUGGCCACCGGAUAGACGCCGGCAAGCCCGAAGAGCCGAUGAGUCUCAGGGUGCUCUUGCGGGCGAUAAGCAAAAAGCAUAUACAGUAUGAUGGAUUCGACCAGCAAGAUGCGCACGAGUUUCUGAGACACUUGUUGAAUGGGAUGGAGCAGGAGGAAGUGGAUGUAAUCAAGGUGCUGCGGCCUAAGGGGCAGACCAAGGAAGAGAAGCGACGGAUAGCGGAAAAAGCCCAGGCGGAGGCUGAAGCUGCCGACAGCGAAACGGUGGAUGGUACAGAGAGUGGUCUUCAGCUGGAUAAAGGCUCGACGGUCGACUCUCCUGCCUCCCCCGCGAGGUUGGAUCCCGUCGCAAACGCCGUGCCUCAGGAGAAUGAUGUCGGUAUCGUCACAGGUCAGGCGAUCAGGGAAGAGCCUACUACUGAGCCUGCCACGGCGCAAGUAGAAGUGAAAUGGGGGAAUGGCGAGACAGCGGUGGAGCCGUUGCCAGAGGUCGUCGAUGGGCCUCAUCUCGUCCCUUUUGUGGACGUGAUCUUCGGUGGUCUUUUGGCCAGUGUCGUGGUUUGUGAAAAGUGCAAAGCUCUGUCACAUACCUAUGAAGGCUUCUUGGACAUUUCCCUAUCCGUUCUCGACAGUCCCCGCGUCAGAAAACGAGACAAGGUCAAGGCCUUUGCCAAUCGAUUCAAGCCCCGGGGCACAUCCAACAAUCGACAAGGUUCUCCCGACAUUGGCCAACCGCCUUCUCCGAUGCAGCUCCUCAACAGCGUCGUCUCGGAUGAAGAUAUGUCGGAUUCAGAGGUGACUGCCAAGGAAGAGUCCUUGAGGAAAAGACGAGAGAGUCUGGCGGUGAGUGAGAGCGACAAUGGGGACGGCGCUUCUGGGAUUGGACGGGCGAGCUCGACGAAAAAGUUUGGUGGGCUGUUUAGAAAGAAGAAUUCGAGUUCUCGUCCGGGCAGCUCUUCUUCCAGUCUGAACGCUCUGCCCCUGGACAGCGAAAAGUCUUCUCGGCCACAGUCGCCUCAUAUUCCUCAAUCAACGCAUCAGCCGCAUGCUCAACCCCAUCACCAUCAUAACAAACGUCAAGCCAAGCCCACGGCGGCUCAGGCUGCCUACAUUGCCAGGAUCCUCGCACCUGCGCAGGGUCAAGAGGCGAACGACCCUAUCGCGCGUCUUCGUGCCGCCCAGAGCGGGACCUCUACACCUGUCGAGCCUGCCAAGCAGGAGAGCGGACUGGAGCGAUGUUUGCGCGAUUUCACCUCUGUCGAAGUGCUGGAAGGACAGAACGCUUUUGCUUGUCAAAAGUGCUGGCGGAUCAAGCAUGGCCGGUACCUUCAUCACGAGGCGACAGUCAAGGAAGAGGAUGAGAGUGGUCAGACGCCUGCCAUGUCGACCUCUUCUGGGCCUCCUGUGGGUAGACGCCCCGAUGCCCGCACCACCUUGUCGGAAAACUCUGUUACGACCAUGUCGAGUGUUGAGUCUGGUACGAUCCCCUUCAGCCCUCGCGUGGCACCGCCGUCCAUCUCCAUCCAGACUGAUGUCGAAGACAAGUCCAGGCUGGGCCGUGGGGUGCAUCUGUCGUCGACAGCUUCUAGUGGAUCCUACGUCCGCUCCCGCUCUCCCUUGGGUCAACCAGUCGAUGAAGAAGAGACGCUUGUUGAAGAUAUGAGCCACGUCAACAUGGACCAGUCCUUCACCUCUCAAGACUCCAACUCGGGCUCCUUUAUACUCCCUUCCGAGGCCGGUCAGACCAUCGGGAGUGAUGACGAAGAUGCCGAGUCGGAUACUGCGUCAGAGUCGGAUGGGUUGUCGGAUUCAGAGACCGAGUCGGAGGAGGAGCACGAUGGGAAGAAGAAGAAGAAGAGCAAGCACUUUGUCAUGGGCAGGGCUUUCAAGAGGUUUUUGAUUUCAAAGCCGCCUCCAGUGAUGGUCUUCCACAUGAAGAGGUUCAAGCAGAUUUCUUCAUACUCUGCUAGCUUUUCAAGUUUGAGAAAAAUCGACGACUUUGUGUCAUUCCCAGAGCAGUUAGAUAUCGCGCCUUAUCUUGCGCCCAAUCGUAAAGACUACAAGAUGACUCCUACGCCAAAUGGGGCAUAUGCGCCAUUCAUGGACUGGCCCCACCCUAUGCAAGGCCCUGCCACGGAUCCAGUCUUGUACAAGCUCUACGCUGUGGUUGUCCAUAUUGGAGAUAUGGUUUCUGGGCACUACAUUGCAUAUGUGCUGGUCGACCCCGAGGUCAUGUUUGGUAAAGAAGCCUCCAAGACUGUGGAAGGGGAAGGCGAGCAGGCAGAGGAGCCUGCAACACCCAGGACGCUGCCGCAAGAUCGAAAGGGAGUGGAUAGGAGAGUUUGGGCAUUCUGUUCCGAUGAGGUCAUUAGAGAAGUGAAUGUCGAGGAGGUACUGAGGGCCAAGGCUUAUUUGUGUUUCUACGAAAAGGAGAACUGA
Molecule: messenger RNA, 2766 nt
Organism: Cryptococcus wingfieldii CBS 7118
Lineage: Eukaryota; Fungi; Basidiomycota; Tremellomycetes; Tremellales; Cryptococcaceae
Exons: 7
Coding region: 1-2766 (921 amino acids)
Biological process (GO): protein deubiquitination
Molecular function (GO): cysteine-type deubiquitinase activity
Source: RefSeq, a predicted model, not a curated record